Molecule: messenger RNA, 873 nt
Organism: Pelecanus crispus (Dalmatian pelican)
Lineage: Eukaryota; Metazoa; Chordata; Aves; Pelecaniformes; Pelecanidae
Source: RefSeq, a predicted model, not a curated record
AUCAAAGUAAUAAAUCUAGGUACUGAAGAUGUAACAGUUCAGUUUCAACCUCAACUUCAGACUGUGAAUGUAAAGUUUAUGGAUUCGACGGGCUACAUGACAUUUGAGAAUUCUCAGUUGCAAUCGUUAGACAUAAAGUCUGGAAAUCAAAGUAAAACUAUACACAAGGAGUUGCCAGGGGGACACCGUCAUACUCUUGAAGUUAAAAAUACUCAGACAGGCAUUGUUGCUACAUUGCUGGCUGACAAUGUCACGUCAAAACCAGAAGAAGGAAAUAAUCUCAUCAGGUUCAUAAACAAUUUGCCUGAUCCCAUCAACGUCACUAUGGGUGACACUUCUUAUGGAAUACUGGCAUCUCUUUCUGCCAGUAAUUACAGACUCUUUCCAGGAGGAAGAAAGGAUAUGAUUAUGGCUAUUAGAAAUUCAAUGCCUUGUUCAGCUGUUUCAAAAGCACUUGGAUUUGGCGGUGCCUAUACAAUUGUAAUUGAUGAGUGUUCUGGAGGCAGACUUAAUGUAACAUAUUCUGAAGAUAUCGCACCCAACACAGUCCAUAUGGCUUGGCAGAUCCCUCAGUAUUUUAUUCUUACGUGUGCAGAAGUAGUCUUCUCUGUCACUGGGCUGGAGUUUUCCUACUCACAGGCCCCAUCUAACAUGAAGGCAGUGCUGCAGGCGGGAUGGCUGCUAACGGUGGCUGUUGGAAACAUAAUUGUCCUUAUCGUGGCUGGAGCAUCCAAACUCAGUGAGCAGUGGGCAGAAUAUGUGCUGUUUGCUGCCUUGCUGUUGGCAGUUUGCAUCAUUUUUGCUGUCAUGGCUUAUUUUUAUACCUAUGUUGAUCCAAAUGAGAUUGAAGCCCAAAUUGAUGAGGAAGAAAAG